UGUCCAAAGGACCAACUAGCAAAAGAAGGGUUAAGUAACCUUGUUUUGAUUUGUGAUAUUGUCCGCUGACCCCUCCCCUUGGCUCAAUGAGUCUGUCAUGGUGUUGGUGGGUUAUAAAAAGGCCUCUGAGGUCCCCCCGCUCUGAUAAAGAGGCUUAAUGUCUGCAGGACAUGCUUAACGUUUGUCUAUCCAUGUUACUCUUCUAACAACCAGCGAGAGUUGGCAUAUAGAUGCACAGAGACUGGCUUACUGCUCCACUCAGGAGCUUUUUAUGACAAAAAUCUGAUUUAAGAAGGAAUUUGUGCAUUUUACUCACAGCUACAUGCUGAGGCCUUUAUGUGUUGUUACAUUUAGCUUUAGAGAGACAGUUUCUGUUUGAGUGCUUUUUGGUCUGUAUUUUUUGGACAUUUUCUCCUUUAGGUUGAUUAGUUAGUCCCCAGGUGUUUAGACGCUGCUUUUUGACUUUGUACGAUCAUGUGGGAGUUCAGGUCUAUGUCUUUCUGGCGAGCGGUCUUCGCAGAGUUCUAUGGCACCAUGUUCUUUGUAUUCUUUGGGCUGGGAGCGGCCCUCCGCUGGACCACAGGCCCCCACAAUGUUCUUCAUGUUGCCUUUUGCUUUGGACUGGCGGCUGCCACCUUCAUCCAGUCCAUCGGUCACAUCAGCGGGGGACACAUCAACCCAGCUGUCACCUUCGCUUACCUGAUCGGAUCCCAAAUGUCCAUGUUCCGGGCUUUCUUCUACAUCAUAGCCCAGUGUCUCGGAGCGCUGGCCGGUGCUGCUGUGCUGUACGGCGUCACACCCAACAACAUGAGGGGGAACUUGGCACUGAAUACGCUGCAGCCAGGCAUCAGCCUUGGCAUGGCCACCACGAUCGAGAUCUUCCUCACCCUCCAGCUUGUCAUCUGCGUCUUUGCUGUGACAGAUGAGAGGCGCAACGGACGCCUGGGCUCUGCUGCUCUUGCCAUCGGCUUCUCUGUGCUCAUUGGGCAUCUGUUUGGGAUGUACUACACAGGAGCGGGAAUGAAUCCAGCAAGGUCCUUCGCCCCUGCUGUCCUUGUCAGGAACUUUGUUAACCACUGGGUGUACUGGGUGGGACCCAUGAUCGGCGGUGCCAUAGGUGCUCUGCUCUAUGACUUCCUGCUGUUCCCACGCAUGCGUGGUCUCUCCGAGAGGCUGGCCACGCUGAAGGGCACCCGGCCCCCAGAGGCCGAGGCCCAGCAGGAGACCAGGGGAGAGUCCAUUGAGCUUAAGACACAGGCCCUAUAAAUCUGGACAUUUGCUUUCUGACACCCCCAACCUCUUUCACACCUCUUCCACCUGUAGCGCCACACUCUGCACCCUUGGUUCCUGGUCCAUCCGCAGCCCACACACUGUUUUUGCACGCAUGCCUCCUCUCGUUCCUCAACAAUUGCAAAGAGCCCCCUUGUCAUCCUUGUCGUGCUCCCUACAGGACUUAUAGAAAGGGCAUGCACUGCCCCGAUUAACUUACUUAAUCUCACCUACGCCCAUUUUUCCUUCUCCUGUUCCCAAAGUUGGAGGGUUGGAGGAGGACUUGCCGCUAAAGGAAGCACCCCAUGCCCUGUAGCAGGGUGAAUCAAUUACUCCUUGCUGACCAGACAGCUAUAACUGCCAGGGAUAGUGGUGCUAUUUCCAUCUUUACUUCCCUUUCUGUUUAUUUUCCCUGCCUUUCAUUUCGCUAGGAGUGAAGCUACAGUAGAACAAAGGACCUCCGCCUGCAUUUCCAAUUUUGAUUGAGCGUGAUCUCGCUCUGUGUUUUGUUUCACAAACUUUGGCCAAGAUAUGUAUUGGUAUUGUUUUUGCCUUUUCUUUCUUUUAGCUGUAUGUGUGUGUAUAUGCAAGCCUGUGUGAUAAGAGUGAUGGUGAGAAAGACAAAUUGAGUGCGCCUGCUCGUCUGUGUGUAUGUGUAUGCUUGUUUUACAAGAUAUUUUCCCUGAAAUGUCAUUGCUAAAAUUGUUUGUAUAAUGAGUUAUAUAAUGUCACAUUACGUUAGAGAUGUGUCACCAUUUUUUUUUGCCCUAAAUGAAAAAGUAUAAUUUACUGUAAAAUUCCAAGAAAUUUGCAUGUUUAGGGUAAUUGUAUCUUUCUCCUAAGGGGAUAAAUCUGGAUUUCAAUCACGGCUUAAAGCUCCUUUCAAACACUUGAGCAUUUGUGUCUCAUGUAGUAAAGCCCCUAUAAAAUGCUAUUUAUUUUUAAAAUAAAGAUCCACAAUUAACUUUUUUUUUUUUCUUUCAGGCAGAUUUUUUUAAGUGCCAAUAUUAAGUUUUAUUAUUUUACCCAGAACCGUAGCAUAUUACUUUAUAAGUAAAUAAUUUGUUCGCAACAUCCACAUUUGGAUCAUAUGCAGUAAUUGUGUUGGUUUAUGCUUUCUUUGACUUUCUGACAAAAUUUUGUACCCAGAGCUUUAGAGCAGCGCUGACCAAAGACCCAUGUACAGGCGUAUUUGAGUUAUUACAUUUUAUUUACUUAGUCCUACCAAGGAAAAACAAGGAGAGCAAACUCGACUCGCUGUCCUGAAGAUCAGGUGUUUUUUUGUUUCAUUGGCAUUGUGCUACUUUGCGUAAAUUAUACAUCAGAGAACUUAAAUUUUGUGUUAAUAAAGGCAGACUCCAUGAGGUGGGACAGCUGUAGUCUGUUCAAGUUGAAAGGCUCAAUUCUGUUAAAUUUGAAAUUUAACAGAGUGCAUCUUGAUUUUCAUAGUCUUCAAGACGAAGAUUGAAGUUUGAAAUUGUAUUUGUUCCCUUCUUCCUGUCUUUGGGACGUGGCUCAGAGAGAAGUUAGCAUUUUGCUAGUUUUGCUAGAACAUUUCUUGAACCAAGCUUUGUAAACUGAUUCUGUUUCUGCUUCCUUUACAUAACACCUUCACUUAAUUUCCUUUUUUACUCCCAGAGUGAUUUCCAUGGCUGUGGUUGAGUAGAAUUUACAUUUUCAAAUUUUUUUUAAAUUAGAUUGUUUUCUAAUGGAAACGUUAUGAUGUACAGUGUAAGAUUUUUUUUCUUAAAAAAAAAGGCUGUUGAAAAUGGACGAAAAGUGGAUUGAUAUAGUAUAAGAUGCUCGCUAAUCCAUGUUAUCAUAGAUUAAACAAAUCCUGCUAUGUACAAACAUUCAACUGGUCAUCCACUGUGGUAACAGGCAUAGUUUGGGGCAUAAUUGGCUUUAAAUGUAAAGAAAAAAAAAUC
This is a messenger RNA of Xiphophorus hellerii (green swordtail), 3197 nucleotides long. RefSeq names its product major intrinsic protein of lens fiber a (gene mipa). Gene Ontology annotation, cellular component: plasma membrane. The coding region runs from base 475 to 1266 and encodes 263 amino acids. Lineage: Eukaryota; Metazoa; Chordata; Actinopteri; Cyprinodontiformes; Poeciliidae. The record is from RefSeq and is a predicted model, not a curated record. The transcript is spliced from 4 exons. Gene Ontology annotation, biological process: transmembrane transport; water transport. Gene Ontology annotation, molecular function: water channel activity.